Molecule: messenger RNA, 1890 nt
Organism: Lotus japonicus
Lineage: Eukaryota; Viridiplantae; Streptophyta; Magnoliopsida; Fabales; Fabaceae
Product: bZIP transcription factor 46-like
Exons: 5
Coding region: 287-1537 (416 amino acids)
Biological process (GO): positive regulation of DNA-templated transcription
Cellular component (GO): nucleus
Molecular function (GO): DNA-binding transcription factor activity
Source: RefSeq, a predicted model, not a curated record
AAAAACAAAAUGACACCCUGUCCCUGAGACUCUCCCUUAAAUCCUGACUGGUGAGAAGGCGGCAGAAGACACUUGUCGACACCACCAUACUCCCAAAUCUCAAGAUCGCUGCCAACAACGUUCAUCAACAACACGAGUGUUCCACAAACAACACAAGGGGAAUCAUUGCAAACUACACUGGCUGAUAAUACCAUAUGAUCUAAUUGGGCACAUGAUUGAUACUUGACACAGAGAUUGCUUAAGAAAACCUCUUGCUUCUGCUUAAGUAUUGGAAAGUGGGGUCAAGAUGAAUUUCAGAAACUCUGGUGAUAACCCCAUUUGGGAUGCAAUGGGAGCUGGGAAGCCACAAGGGAAUGUUCCUCUGGUGAGACAGUCAUCAUCAAUUUACUCAUUGACUUUUGAUGAGUUGCAGAACACCAUUGGUGGAAUUGGAAAGGAUUUUGGAUCAAUGAACAUGGAUGAGCUCUUGAAAAAUGUGUGGACUGCUGAAGAGACUUCGUCUUUGGCUGGUGGAGGAGGAGAAGGUCAUAACAACCCGGGUGGUAAUUUGCAAAGGCAAGGUUCUUUGACAUUGCCUAGGACUCUUAGUCAGAAAACAGUUGAUGAGGUUUGGAGGGAUUUGCUCAAAGAAAGUACUGGUGGAGCCCAAGAUGGGAGUGGGAAUGGUGGUUCAUCCAUGCCUCAAAGACAACCAACAUUAGGUGAAAUAACUUUGGAGGAGUUUUUGGUUAGAGCUGGGGUUGUGAGAGAAGACAUGCCUCCACAACAAAUUGGAAGGCCAAAUGGAAAUAAUGGAUGGUUUGGUGACUUUUCUAAAUCCAACAAUAACAGUGGUCCACUAAUUCUUGGCUAUCAACACCCAAAUGGAAAUAAUGGGAAUUUGGUUGAGGGAAAUAACUUAGCUCCAAAACACAUUCCUCCUCCAAUAAACUCAAACCAAUCUCAGAGACAAGCACAACAGCAACCUCCACCACUAUUCCCUAAACCAGCAAAUGUGACAUUUGCUGCUUCUAUGCAUGCGUUAAACAAUGCUCAACUUGCUAGCCCUGGGAGAAGGAGAGGGAUGAUUGGCGCCCCGGAACAUUCAAUGAAUGGAACAAUGAUUCAAAGCAGUGCAGUUACUAGUGUUGGAAUGCUUGGUUUAGCCCCAACCAAUGUCUCAGCUCCAGGUGCUUCUCCAGGAAGUAAAAUAUCACCGGAUGGGAUCACAAAGAACAAUGUAGAUUCAAUGUCACCAGUUCCUUGUGUGAUCAACAGGGGAAGGAAGAGUGGUCCUGUGGAGAAAGUUGUUGAGAGGAGACAAAGGAGGAUGAUCAAAAAUAGAGAAUCAGCUGCCAGGUCACGGGCUCGCAAGCAGGCCUACACUUAUGAACUAGAGUCUGAAGUUGCAAAAUUGAAGGAAAUAAACAGGGAAUUGCAAAGAAAACAAGAAGAAAUUAUGGAAAUGCAGAAAAAUAAGGAUUUGAACUCUGGGUACAAGCCAUGGGGAAAUAGUAAAAGACAAUGCUUGAGGAGGACACUUACAGGUCCUUGGUAGUGGAAGACAACGUGAGUUGGUUGGUCCUUGUUUCUAAGUGACAGCUCUACAAAGGAAGCCAUUGUUAUGUCUUAAGGACUGGAGUGUAUAUUCCAGAUGUGAGAUAAAUGCAGUCCAAUGGCAAUAAUAGAUAGGGCGAUAGCUUAUAUGUAUAGGAACUAGGAACUUUAGUUGUACAUUAAUUAAACCUGCAUCUUGUAUAAUAAACUAUUUCAUUUGCUUAUAUGCUGUUGUCUCUUAUGUUGGAUGAUGAUAAGACAAGCCUAUUAGGCUAUGUAAGUUUCUAACCUCAGUGUCCAAUGUAAAUAUUAGUUUGUAUAGUGUAUUAAUCAAUGGACUUGGGCUCUCAUGUA